AUGUUCCCGUCUACGCGUAUUAAGAGUUGCCUUCCAGUCAUGAAUCCAAUGUUUAAACGACUACGACCGCACAGGCCGUUCAGACAAACUCCGUUCCACAACCAAAGCCAAACAAAGGUUUCGAGUACACAACUACAGAAGUCUAAAUGGAUGAAUUUACGAGCUAUAAUUACUCGUUGGGUGCCUUUAGGCAGUGUUAUCUACGUUGGAUGGUGUUACAUACGAGCUAGUAUUAAUUAUGAAGUUUCUAAAGUCGAAAUUAAAUUUUACGAAAUGUUUCCAUUCCGUGUCACCAGCCGCCUCUGGGGAAGAUUGGCGGCGUGUGAACUUCCAACGUCGAUCAGGAACUUUGUUUAUGGGACGUAUGUGAAGAUGUUUAAUGUUAAUUUGAACGAUGCGGCAGUGACGGAUUUAACGUAUUAUAAAAGUUUAUCGGAAUUUUUCACACGCGCAUUACGUGAAGGCGCUAGGUUUAUUUCACCAUCGAUUUGUGUGUCUCCGUGCGACGGUGUCGUCCUAAAUUGCGGGCCGGCGGACACUGAUAAAAUCGAGCAAGUAAAAGGUGUGACAUACAGCUUGGAAGAAUUCUUAGGUGAAAACAAAUGGUCGAAGUCUACCGAUACCAACUAUUACAACUCCUUAUUAACGGAUAAAAAGAACAUAUUACAUCAAUGCAUAAUUUACCUAGCGCCAGGAGAUUACCACAGAUUUCACUCUCCAUGUGAUUGGACUUCAAAAUUUCGAAGACACUUUUCCGGCAAACUCCUGUCCGUAAACCCAUGGAUGGCGCGGCUCAUACCAGGGCUGUUCACUAUGAACGAAAGAGCUGUGUAUGUUGGUGAGUGGAAAUAUGGAUUUUUUAGUUUGACCGCUGUUGGUGCAACCAAUGUGGGAUCUAUAGAAAUCUAUCACGACCCCCAGUUACGAACAAACACUAAAGGUAAACGUAACAGAGUUGAUGAACUCGUUACCGAGGUUUCUUAUAAGAAAGGUGAACUAUUUGGUCAAUUUAACAUGGGUAGUACAAUAAUCCUUCUAUUUGAGGCACCAAAAGACUUUAAAUUUGAGUUCAAAUCUGGUGAUAGAGUUCAGGUUGGUCAAGCUUUAACAACUGUAGCUGUACAUCAAGCUAGAUGA
Parnassius mnemosyne (clouded apollo) is the source of this 1137-nucleotide messenger RNA. The record is from the annotation of a GenBank genome assembly. NCBI's taxonomy places the organism in Eukaryota, Metazoa, Arthropoda, Insecta, Lepidoptera, Papilionidae.